AUGCCCUCUGUAAAUCUGGUCAACGCUGUUCCAACAUUUGUUUCUCUAGAAGAACAUAAAACUCUCGUUGCAUCCACUCCAGCAUCUUUCAAUGACAUCCCUCCAGUUCUCCGACACAAAGAAGACAACGUCGUAGUCACCUUGAAUCCCCCUCUCGAUGCUUUUGAUGGUGCAACAGGCACCCUCUAUGUCCUGACCAGUGUACUCGUUUUUAUGUCUUCUGCUGGUCAUGGCUUCCAGAUUGAGUAUCCAGCUAUCACCCUACAUGCUGUUUCACGCGCAGAUUCACGACCAUCUAUCUACUGUCAACUCGACGAAGCCUAUGGACGGGAUGUAGCGGCAUCAAAUGAGGACGAAGAUGACAUGCGCGAACUUAACAUAGUUCCUCAAAAUGCCGAUUCGCUCGAUCCUAUCUUUGAGGCUCUUUCCCAAUGCGCGGCCCUUCAUCCAGACAAGCUCUCCGAUGAAGAUGAUCCGGAUGAUGCCUUCAUUGAUGCCGAUGGCUCAAACUUUGAGGUCUUUACCGGAGACGAAGAUCAGGAACUCAGCGAAGUCGGGAGGGCGGCCCUCGCUCACUUGGAAUCUAUCAUUGACUAUCCGGCAUCUCAUGAUCAUUCGAAUAGCACAGCGGACGACGUGGAAGGGAGUGACAAAGAUGCCGAAGCCCAGACGAUUGAGCCGGAGACGAAGCAGUUACAGUAA
Molecule: messenger RNA, 702 nt
Organism: Laccaria bicolor S238N-H82
Lineage: Eukaryota; Fungi; Basidiomycota; Agaricomycetes; Agaricales; Hydnangiaceae
Exons: 4
Coding region: 1-702 (233 amino acids)
Biological process (GO): mRNA cis splicing, via spliceosome; cell volume homeostasis; spliceosomal snRNP assembly
Cellular component (GO): methylosome; plasma membrane; cytosol
Source: RefSeq, a predicted model, not a curated record